AUGCCUCCCGCCAACCUGUUAUCUCUGGUGGUCAAAAUUGAGAAUGUGCAAUAUGGAAAACGGGCGUACGAGGAGCUUGAUCUGCUCCUCCGAGAAUUGAUCAAAGAGUGUGUUAUCAGAAAACAACCUGGUUUUGUGUCGAUCGCGUGCAAAACAGAAGCCAUGCGAAGCUUGUAUGGAACACAUCUACAUGGCAAAAGAGUUAUGCUACUCAACAAAGAGUUCAUUCUCAGAAUCGAGGGAAUGGAUGACACCAGUUGUGGCGCAAAAGAAAGUGGAUCUGACAAUGAGUCUGGUGAUUCAGACGAUUCCGAAACUAAUAUUGAAGGAGAAGAUCAAGGAGGAGAUGAAGGAGAAGAUAACGGAGACGAUGAAGGAGAUCUUGAUGAUGCUCCCCAGAACGGCAUCAAUGGUGCUGUAGUUGAACAAGAAACUAUCAAGAGGAGAGUUCAAAAGGCCCGUCAAGACACUAGCGCACCUCUCAAGAAGCGCGACCAGCAAACUGCAUUCAGAGCCAAAGGUUGGGAGCUCAUUGGGGAGUUCAAAGAUAUUAUUGGGAGUAACGACACUUCGAAUGCCUUUGCUGAAAUGGCACUGUAUUGGUUAGUUCAUAUAUCUACAAUGGCUUGUGUGUGUCUUAUUAUAUUGUUGCCGCUGACUUCCUGCAAUAGGGUUCAAUCGUUGGUGCAGAAGAACUCAAUAUCACCAAGCGAUAUUGAUAUAGUGGUUUAUGAUAUCAUUGAUCAUUUGGGGGUCAGGGCCAACUUCAAGGAUAGGAAGCCCAACUUGGGCUCUUUCAGCCUUGGUAAAUCACAUUGGAGAAACGCCGCGGUUGAGUUUGUAAUACAAGAAGACCCAGUUGAUGACAUUCUGUCAGUCUACCAGACCCCAACCCAUACUUCGGAAUUUCAGGGUAUUUGUGCAGCCUUCGUUCAAUCUGGGACUCCAGUAUCCUUUUUCAGCCCUACUCAUAGACAGGAAUUCGAUGAUAAUAGAGGGAUUUUCGGACUUUUCCACUCUGAAAGAGCGGCCCGAAAAUGCAGAAAUAGAUCUCCCAAGAGUCAGGUGCGAAAGUGCGGUUGGUGUUGCGGUACCCAUAUUCGCAUUGGAGGGCGAUUCUCAGCACAAAGAAUCCCGGCGAAGAAUCCAAGAUGGCUUCAAAAGGACGAGUAUCACUCCUGGCUGUUGGUAUUCUUCGAUCUUGCGAUAUCUGCCGGAUUGAACGUCUACAUCCCAGAAUAUUUACUAUCAAAGUAUUUCGCCGCCCCCGCCCCGGAAUCCAAUGUCAAUAUUAAGCAGCCAAACUCGUCAGCCCCGACUCACAACAGUUCCUCAACGAAGAUCCAAGACGAGACGAUACUCUCAUUGCGCCCGACAACGCCUUCUGUCAACAGGAGAAUUAGUACCGGUUAUUCGAUUGGCGGCGACAGUCCUCCACCAGAUCGAAACGUGGAAACCAAAAGUAGCCUGGCGUCCGAACUUGUUGAUAGGGUUGUGGAAAAGAGCCAUGAACUUAUGGAAGCGCGAAAGAUUAUUGAAAACCAGAAAUCCUUGAUUUUACAGCAAGCACAAAGUUUGAACGACAAAACUAGCACCGCCCAAAGAGCAGAGAAAGAUUUGUUGAAGGAAAAAAAGAACAGCUGAGCUUGAAGGGAUUUUUUCGAGGGCUGAAGAUGAGGUUUCCAGGCAACGCCUCCAUAUCGCCGAUAUUUUGGAUCGCCAGAAGAAGGGCCCUGAAGAAUGGGAGAAGAGGGUACCAGAGGAGACGCAGAAGACGGCUCCACUCCAGAAGAGAUUAGACGAAUUGUAUAAGUCAAAUCACCGGCUGAUCGAUAGACACAAAGCGGAAAUCUCUGAUAUGGUCAAAAGGUCGAAGGGGAAGGAAUCGCUAUUAAAGAAGGCCGAGGAAAAGAUUAGAGCUAUUGAAUUGAACUCGAAAGAACUAGAGAUCCAAAUGGCGAAGACGACUAUUACAGGCUACCAAUCUAAAGAGAAAGAAGGUGAGCUUAAGCUUGCGAUUGGCAGAAUCUUCGGUGAAAAUAAUGCCAUUGGGGCAAGAUUGCGGGACCUAGAAGCCGAUUACGAGAUUCAAGGGAGGAAUUUAAGAAUCGCCAGAGAAGACAAGGAAAAGAUAAUUCAGGCCAUGCGUCAAGCUGGUUACGAUUUCGAAGAAAAUCAUGUGGCAAGAAAACGUGGGCCAUCCCAUGAAAAUGAACACCAGGCAAAGAAAAUGAAGACCGAGCAAUGA
Molecule: messenger RNA, 2248 nt
Organism: Hymenoscyphus albidus
Lineage: Eukaryota; Fungi; Ascomycota; Leotiomycetes; Helotiales; Helotiaceae
Source: the annotation of a GenBank genome assembly